ACUGAGGGAAGUGAAUUUCACAAAAGAAUCCAUGGCGAUGAAUGGUAGACAACAAGGAGCUGAGUUUUUUGGAGCUGGGAUUAAUUGUGAAAGAGAACCUUUGAACCCAGUGGGAACGACUCAUAAAACUGAAUAACUUCCCCACAGCAGCCAGAGGCUCACACUGCAAAAAAGCAGGGAGUGCAAAGAGAGGAGAGGCGCAAUAAAUAAAAAUUAAAGAAGUAACAAAUGGUGAAAAUUUCACAUCACAGAGCACUGUUGCCUCGGACUAUAGUCACAUAGAUUUAAGUUAUUAAAUAAAAUUGUUUCUGUUCCUUUUUUUCAGACUGAGGCCUGAAGAUCUACUCACUGCGAAAGCCUGCACCUCUUGAAGUUGCGCGAGCGACAGGGAAACUUGUCCUUGUCGAAUUUAAAAUGUUAACAUAUUACAGUGCUGCACACGAGGAUUUGAUUUACCAUUUUAAAAGUGAAUUACAUUAUAAUCUCGACAGAUUAUAGUUACUUAGAUACAAAGUGACUCAAAUAAUUUUAAAGACAUGUUCCUUCCUUUGCGCCCAAUUCAAGCGAACACCCGGCGGACACUUUCAAAGGACGGACCGUACUUCCGGUUCUGGUAUCCUAGCAACCGGUGACCCAGCAGCAUCAACACACUUUUCCUUCAGCCUUGGAGAAGUUUCAGUCAGCACUUCGAAGUCGUCUUGCUUUCUUUGUUUAUCUUCUUUUUUAAAAUUUUUCUUUUGUGCAAGUUUCUUACAGAAUUUUCUCCUCAAUUGUUUUAUCGCCUUCAUUUUCCUUACUCAUCUCGUGGCUCCACUCGAAGCAAACGUCGAAACUGCUCUGAAUCAGUAGCUUUGAGUUUAGAAAGUUUGUUUGAGGACUGCAAUACUGUGAAUAUUAAAGAGAAUGCUAAGCUACAAUCAAAAAUAUCUGCAGAUUCCAACUCCUUCUGAGCAGAAUUGGAUUGAAGAUCACGCUGAUGACUACUACCUGAAGGAUCCGGAUCAGAGGCUCGAUGAAUUGCCCCAACCAUUCAGAAUGAUUGAUAAAUUAAUUGGACACAUCAUAGACAAUGCUUGGGACAACAUUGAGAAAAGAGAAGCAGAAAGAGAAGCUGAAAAAUUAAAGAUAAAACCACCUACUCGUGAAACUUCAAAGGAAAUUCUGCUUCCUGGCAAUUUAAACUGUUUUGCAAACAUUGUGGAUGGGAACGAUAUCUUUGCUGGCGUGUCUGAAGGUGUGGUGGUUCUGAACCAGGAGGAUCACACUAUUAGAUCUGUUUGGAGAAUGGAAGGUGUGGACAUUGUUGCUCUUCAAGUAAGGCAUGUUGGAGGCCAGCUGUACCUGCUUGCUGCUCUAGAUGACAUAGGUGUUGCACGUCUUCUUUUUUCUUAUGGAGAUAUCACUUCCUUGAUAAAAGUCUUCAAUGCAUUUGACAACGUAACUGAAAAAAUCACUUGUAGUAAAUUUGAGAUAUCAGAAGGUGGAGAUUAUGCUGCUUUAACUCUUGAAGGAAAGGGUGAAUCCUGGCUGGAGGUGCAUCGACUGCAGAAGGAUAAUUGGGCUCAAGAAUUGGAUCAGUUUGAAAAGCUCAUGACACUUAACGAGCAAACAGGAAAACGUCCCUUGCAGACAAGCUCUGUGCCUGUUUCGCAGACCCAGCAAGAACCCGCACCUGCUAAUAAGCAAAUUAAUCAACCAAGUAUACAAGAUAUUAAACUGACUCCUGCCAUUCUAGUGAUGAAACAAAGAUACAAGCAGAUUGCAGAUCAUCUGUGGAAAAAUCCAUUUGAUGCCCUUCAGAAGCUUGAUGAUGCCAACAUAAUUGGUACAGGCCAAAAUCAUGUCAUUUCUCCUCAGCAGUGGAGUGAGGAAAAGAAAAUGUUUGAAGAAAUGUAUCAGUUGUAUCUUUCCAAAGACACCACAGAACAGAGUGAAGAAAAGCAAAGUCAUUUCAGUCAAGCAAUGUUUCAUUUUAUUAACCUCGGACGAAUUCUUCCAGCGGGUCUGGAGCAGAAAACUCAAACUGGAAUUCCCAAUGCCUUAUGUUUGUGGUGGAAUGGCAGCCACAUUCUGUUCCAUUAUGUACUGAAAAUACCUGUAGGGAAAGAAAAGAUAGAACUGGAACCAAAAGCUGACAUUGUCUGGCCCAAUGCUUCUGCAAUCACUUGUUCUGCUGUGAAAAUGUGUGCAUCUCUCUUGGUGAUUGCCCUUGCAGAUGGAACAGUCACAAUCUGGGAUUUGUAUUUAGGCAUUCCAAUAUCAGUCUUAUCAGUUUCAACAGACAGUAUCAUUCAGACUCUGCACUUUCUCGAGUCCGACUUUUGUGUUCCUUUUGGAUUAUCUGAUGAAUACAGAAAAGUUCAUAUAUUGGUAACUUGCAAAAAUGGUGAGGCCUACCUUGCAACAGCGACUAAACAUGCAGAAUCCAGCCUCUUCACAUUGAGAGAGAGGAAUGAAGAGCCAGGAAAUGCCAUUAGUGGAGUAGCACUUGUACCAAAAUUGUCAAAGUUUCUACUCAUCUUUACAACGGGCACAAUAGCUUUGUUUGACUUCACUGGUGGGGAUGUUUUGUGCCACUUCAUUUUGCCUUUCCCGUACGUAAUAGCAUCAUCAUGGGAGCCAGUGUUUGCUUUUGACAGAGAUGGCAAAUUUCUCUUCAUUAAAGGAGAUAAAAGGAUGGGUGUAGACUCCCCCAAUGGGAAUGAAAACAGAAACUCGUUAUUUGCCUUCUCCUUGCUCUUCCUUUUCUCACUAGACAGUUGUACAAAGGAAAAACAGCUCUUACAGCCUUCUUCACAGAAUACUUGGGAAGUAAGAUGUGAACAUUUUCUGCAGGAAAGAUUGAAUUCUCUGAAGAGCAGAAAUGAAGAAAUGACAAAGUGUUGGAAUCAGCUUCAGCACCAUGCCAUAAUAGUCAAUGAAAGAAGAGAAGCUAAAUAAAAAUGACACAUUCAGUAUAAUAGGAAGAACAUCACAAGAGAUUGGGAUAUAACAGUGAAGGAUUUCUCAUUCUGUUGUGUUUGCUGAAUGGUUUCUAAAAUGAAGCUUUCAGACUUGAAAUGUCAAUCCAAAGCAACUGAAAUUGGAAGUUAUACAGACUGUAGAAGGAUUGGGGGAACAGUUAACCUUGUGUUGCUCCUCUGCAACUCUAUAUACUGAUGCAUCAAAUGCUGCACCUCUAGACAACAGGUAAAUUUGCAUCAAUUGCAUCAUUUUGAAAUAGUGGGAAUAAUUGUGCAAGGUUUAAUGCUGACGCUAAGGGUCACUUGAAUCCUAUGUGUAACUGCCCAUUUGUCUAGUGAUGUUUUUCACUGGCAACAGAGUUUUGCAACUGUCUCUUUUUAAUAAAUUAUAAUCCUGAAUAUCCUAUUCCUUUUUAAGUUUUGUCUCCUGCCAUUGACUCAUGCCUGGAGUACAAUUGACCAUUAUUGCAGAGCUAUUACCUAGUAGUCUGCCAGGGGACUUCUUACUUUAC
Stegostoma tigrinum is the source of this 3475-nucleotide messenger RNA. RefSeq names its product WD repeat domain 93 (gene wdr93). Lineage: Eukaryota; Metazoa; Chordata; Chondrichthyes; Orectolobiformes; Stegostomatidae. The transcript is spliced from 17 exons. The record is from RefSeq and is a predicted model, not a curated record. Gene Ontology annotation, biological process: electron transport chain. The coding region runs from base 904 to 2940 and encodes 678 amino acids. Gene Ontology annotation, molecular function: protein binding.